AUGUAUCCAAUUUUACCUAAAGGAGUUACAUGGCUUUCCCUACCAGCAUUAGGUUAUGCAAUUGGAUGGUACUUGGACAAGAAGGAAACUGAGCGACUAACGCUUUUCCGAGAUAAGAGUGCUCUCUAUGGCAGAGUUCUCAAGGAAGGUGAAAAGCCAACAUGGCCUUGA
This is a messenger RNA of Phaedon cochleariae (mustard beetle), 171 nucleotides long. The record is from the annotation of a GenBank genome assembly. NCBI's taxonomy places the organism in Eukaryota, Metazoa, Arthropoda, Insecta, Coleoptera, Chrysomelidae.